Molecule: messenger RNA, 867 nt
Organism: Microsporum canis CBS 113480
Lineage: Eukaryota; Fungi; Ascomycota; Eurotiomycetes; Onygenales; Arthrodermataceae
Exons: 2
Coding region: 1-867 (288 amino acids)
Source: RefSeq, a predicted model, not a curated record
AUGGCUAACUCGGCGACGGCGACGGCGAGGUCGGGAUCAAGACCUAAUUAUGGUUCUUUCUCUUCGCCGUCUGCAGCGGACUCUCAUUCAGAUUCAGGCUCGUCGACAUUGUCCAGAGACUCCAUGGAAUCUACACACACUGCUUCAAGGCCCCAGUUUAGCAGGAUAAGAACCCAUCAGUCGAUAGUUCGCGACCGCAGCUCGAUGAAUAGUGUAGACGGACAAUGUGCGCCAGGGGCUGGAGGCGCUACACCAGCUGCAGCUGAUGGCACCGGCCAUACCACCAAUAAUAAUAAUAAUAAUAAUAAUAACAGCAUCGUCAACGGUGGCACAAUACCCCGGCAGAGAGGGAACUCAUACUCGUCUCAGCGAAAGGGGAGCAUACGCCAGGACCAGCCACGCUCGCUAUACCGGCGCAUGCUCGAUAAGUACGGUAGCUUGGAGCUGGAUAAUAAAGGCAGUGUUGCCAGAGACCACCUCGCACUAGGCAUAGCCGUCACCCAGCUCUUCCGUCUCAACACCGCCAUCCAGCAAGCAGAUCCCUCUCAGAACAGUCCCAGCAGCCCGUCCUCGCUCCUCUCAGAGCAGUACAGAGAAACCUCCAAGGGCCUCUACUUCACCAUCACGAGUAACGGCAGCCAACUGCGUGGCCUCGGCAAGCCUCUGGGUGCCACAUUCAUUGGAGUCGCCAUACUUGUCCUCUUCAUCGGUUUCCAUCGCUACUUUGAGAGUCAGUACUGGGUGGUCAGGGGGAAGUUCCCUGCCAGCCGUGGAAGCAUCGCCUUGACUGCCUUUAUCACCGCAUCUCUGAUGGUCAGCAGUUUGGUCAUCAUCCUUACUAUAUCGCCAGGCGCGAUGGAGUCAUAG